Messenger RNA from Tripterygium wilfordii, 3536 nucleotides. Its product is annotated as extra-large guanine nucleotide-binding protein 3. The record is from RefSeq and is a predicted model, not a curated record. Gene Ontology annotation, cellular component: heterotrimeric G-protein complex. Gene Ontology annotation, biological process: adenylate cyclase-modulating G protein-coupled receptor signaling pathway. Lineage: Eukaryota; Viridiplantae; Streptophyta; Magnoliopsida; Celastrales; Celastraceae. The transcript has 8 exons. Bases 728 to 3313 code for a protein of 861 amino acids. Gene Ontology annotation, molecular function: G protein-coupled receptor binding; guanyl nucleotide binding; GTPase activity.
GACUUUUGGGUUGUCUUGUCUUUGUUUGUUUGGUUUGGUCUUGUUUUAUACAACUUUGGGGUUCCUCUUUCGUUUUUGAUUUGGCUUGGUUUCAAGUUUUGACUUUUGAUCUUUUCAGCGUCGGUACGAUUGGCUGUUCCAAUUGUUCUAGUAACCUUAGAAGUUAGAACAUUAUGGUGGUGUUGAUUUUGACUGUAAAAUUGUUGGAUUCUCAGUGGAUUUUGGGGGUUUCCAGCUGAAAGUCAUACUUAGACUAUGAAUGAUUGAAUUAAUUGCUAUUUCAACUUGAGCAUAUGUUGUUUGACUGAGAAUCGAUCGAUUUAAUAUUAGGUGGAUGUUGUACUUCUCGCUAAUAAAAGAUGUGUUUUUGUUUUUCAAUGUUUGAAUUUGGUUUCAUUUCAAGAUUCAUCUGAAUUUGGAAGAAAUUCUUAAAAUCCAUGAGUUUCAAAAAUAAUUACUGGUAUCUGAGUCUAGGAUUGCGGCUGGUAGAUGGCGUUCCAGUUUAAAUUGCCAACAUAUCACAAGCAUGCCCUAGAAUUUUCAAUUCAACUUUCUUAGUUCAAUUGUUUGGUUUCUGGAUCUUGGGAUCCUUUUGAGUCGUACAGGAAUUGGAGCAUAUAAUUUGGAUCCCGAGGAGUAUGAUUGUAGGGCAUGUGUGGUGCAUAGACAGUUAUAGAUUGAGAAGAUAUCGUUAAGAUUUGGCUAUUUGGUGCCUUUAUUGAAGAAAAUGGAGCAGGAGAGAGAGAGCUGGAGGGAAAUGGUGAGAAAGAUGCUUCCACCUGGAGCUUCUCUCCCUGAAGAUGAGUCUCAGCUCGAUUACUCAAUUGCUAUGGAGUAUGAGGGCCCUCCGGUCUCAUAUGAAGUCCCUAAAGUCGAACCUCUUGAUGUAAAUUCUCCUGCAAUCCCAACUGCAGAACCACUUUCAGAGUCGCAGAGAUCAAUAACUCAUUCGGGUCCCCCAGUAAUUGAACCAAUCCCUUUGCCAGUGUCUUGUAUUGCUGGUGGUGUGACAAGUUCACCUACACAAACUCCAAGGGUGUCAGCAAGCUCAGAGUCUGUAGUGUCUGUCUUGCAACACCAUGAUUUUUCUUCAGCUUCACCUUCUGCUUCUCCAGGUUCUGUCCAUAAUCAUCUUACUAAUCCACCAAAACAAGUUGCCAACGAAGGAAGGAAAGCAGCAGUUGUUACAUUUAAUACUGUUGAUAGAUCAGAGAGGAAAGAGGUUGAUGUGGAGAAGCCUGUUUAUCCAGAGUAUGUUGGGUUUUCAAAAGAAAAGAAGGUGAAGAAAAGUAGAAGUUGUUACCGGUGCGGAAAGGGGAAAUGGGAAACAAAGGAAUCAUGCCUGGUUUGUGAUGCCAAGUAUUGCAGUAAUUGUGUGCUUAGGGCAAUGGGAUCAAUGCCUGAAGGGCGUAAGUGUGUAACAUGCAUUGGUGAGCCGAUUGAUGAGUCAAAGAGAAUGAAGUUAGGAAAGCAUUCAAGAGUGUUAUCUAGAUUGCUGAUUCCAUUAGAAGUGAAGCAAAUAAUGAAGGCUGAGAAAGAAUGCUCCGCCAACCAACUUCGGCCAGAGCAGCUGACGGUAAAUGGAUUUCCUUUGAAGCCAGAAGAGAUGGCAGAAUUGCUUGGAUGCCAGUUGGCCCCACGGAAGUUGAAGCCUGGUAGAUAUUGGUAUGACAAGGAAUCUGGCCUCUGGGGAAAGGAUGGAGAAAAACCAGAUAGCAUUAUCAGUUCAAACUUAAAUUUCACUGGGAAACUUAGCCCUAAUGCCAGCAAUGGGAACACUGAAGUUUACAUCAAUGGCCGGGAAAUUACAAAACUUGAGUUGAGGGUUCUAAGACUGGCCAAUGUACAGUGCCCUCGUGACACUCACUUUUGGGUCUAUGAUGAUGGUCGUUAUGAGGAAGAAGGCCAGAAUAAUAUCAGGGGGAACAUUUGGGAGAAGGCAUCAAUACGGUUUGUUUGUUCCUUGUUCUCUCUGCCUGUGCCCCAUGGUCAACCUCAUGGAGUGAGAGAUGAGGCUAGCAAUUACGUUACUGUUCCAAAUUAUCUGGAGCAGAAAAAAGUUCAAAAACUACUUCUACUUGGGAUGGAAGGCUCCGGGACCAGCACUAUCUUCAAGCAGGCUAAAUUUUUGUAUGGGAACCAAUUUGCUGAGGAAGAACGGCAGGAUAUUAAGCUGAUGAUCCAGAGUAAUGUGUAUAGAUAUCUUAGCAUUUUGCUUGAUGGAAGGGAGCGCUUUGAGGAGGAGGCAAUUUCUAGGAUGAAAGCGUUAGAUUCCGAAGAUCGUAACUCUGAAACAGGUGGAGAGAGUGACCUUGGUGAAUCUAAUCAAUGUAUUUACUCUAUCAACCCGAGACUAAAGCAUUUCUCCGAUUGGCUGCUCGAUAUAAUAGCCACUGGUGAUUUGGACGCGUUUUUCCCUGCCGCAACACGGGAGUAUGCGCCUCUCGUAGAAGAAGUGUGGAAGGAUCCUGCUAUACAGGAAACAUACAAACGAAAAGAUGAGCUUCACUUCCUUCCAGAUGUUACGGAGUACUUUCUAAGCCGGGCUGUUGAGGUCUCAAGCAAUGAAUAUGAACCUUCUGAACGAGAUAUACUCUAUGCAGAAGGAGUCACGCAAGGGAAUGGUUUAGCUUUCAUAGAAUUCUCACUCGAUGAUCGUAGCCCGAUGUCUGAAACCUACGCAGACAAUAUGGAAGCCCCAACACAGCCUUUGACUAGAUACCAGCUUAUUAGAGUAAAUGCAAAGGGAAUGUCCGAGGGAUGCAAGUGGGUGGAAAUGUUUGAAGAUGUACGUGCAGUGGUUUUCUGCGUUGCUCUCAGUGACUAUGACCAGGUGUCGUUUUCGCCAGAAAGCAGUGGUGGUGGAUCCUUACUUCAAAACAAGAUGUUGGAAAGCAAAGAACUUUUUGAGUCCAUGAUUAGACACCCUUGCUUCAAGGAUACACCUUUCGUGUUGAUACUCAAUAAAUAUGAUCUCUUCGAGGAAAAGGUUAAUCGGGUGCAUCUAAGCACUUGUGAGUGGUUCAGUGACUUCAGUCCAGUGCGGCCUCAUAACAACAAUCAGUCACUUGCCCACCAGGCAUACUAUUAUGUUGCAAUGAAGUUCAAGGACCGUUACGCUUCUCUCACAGGCCGUAAGCUUUUUGUGUGGCAAGCUAGGGCAAGGGAUCGACUUACCAUCGACGAAGCAUUUAAAUACAUAAGAGAAAUACUGAAGUGGGAUGAGGAGAAAGAGGAAACCUACUAUGGUGGGGCAGAGGAUUCUUUUUACAGCACUGACAUGAGCUCCUCCCCAUUUGUCAGGCAAGAGUGAUCUGUUUUUGAAUUUGUAUUUGCUUAAUUGAUGGAGAAAAAGUGUGGAAGAAAAAAAGGGUCAUGUUACGUCCAUUCUUUUCCUUAUUUGAGUAAGGUGGUUUGGUUAUCUGCAUCUUUUUCUUCAAUUGUGUUUUUGCUUGACCUCGUUAGAUUCUAUUUUAUUUUUGUAAUCGCAAAAAAUAUUGUAUUUAUGGUGCCACUCUUCACAAUUUUACUAUUUA